CAGCCCUCUACAACGUCAAUUCCUUCCGCUCCUUGCAUGAAUACGCAAACUCUUAAAAACUCGUCGGUGAAGUUUCGGUGAAGUUUCAGUGAAGUGUCAAUUAACGUGCUACGAAAAUGGCCGCUCUAAAAAGCCGUCUCGGCUUCACAAACACGGCCUCCUUCGUCCUAUUCUGCAUAUUCGGCGGUAUCCUAUUUCUCUUCUCCACUCUUCAACUUCCCUACAUAAACAUCGAUGGCGUGUUCUGCGCAAAAGGAGAUCCGUGGUCUGUACCGGGAGAAUGUUAUGUAUUUCAGAAACCGGGCCUCAUGCGUUCUGGCAUGCUUUUACAUCUGGCGACGUUCUUACCCGCGGGGGCUCUGGUGUGUUUUCAGUUCGUACCGGCUCUUCGAAAACCGAAGUAUAUAAAGUUCCACCGUAUAAAUGGAUAUGUUGUCUUGGUACUCUCGGGGUUGGGGACGGUUGCGGCAUUGAUUAUUGAGAGUAAGGCUAUGGGUGGGAUCUUCUCAAAUAGGAUUGGAACAUGGACCCUUGCGACGCUGGUAACUACCGCGAUGGUGAAGGGUUAUGUCAGUAUCAAGAACAGGGAGAUUGAGAAGCAUCGCGCUUGGAUGCUGAGGGCCUGGUUCUGGGCAACAUCAAUCAUCACCAUGAGAGUUAUCCUGAUUUCCCUAGCUCAUGUCAUUGGCCAACCCUCUAGAUCAAUGACCAUGAGCAUGCCGUGUGCGGUCAUCGAAUACCUACACGAAAGCUUCCCUGGAACGAGGCAGAACCCAUAUCCAAGUUGUUCAGCAUACGUUUUAGGAGAGAACUUGUUGCAAGAAGCGUUUGUGACGACGAAUUGGGACUUGAACGAUUUGCCUGGUAUAACGGCUGCUUUGAGAGUUGGAUAUGCUGUUGGAGGUUGGCUUGGUUUUCUUACAAAUGCAAUUGGGAUAGAAAUCUAUAUAUGGAAAACGGCGCCUAUACGGAAAGUAAAGGUUUGAUGGAAGCUCGGAGAUAUAGGCGUAUAUAGUUAAUAAAAAGUAUCGAUUUGCG
Molecule: messenger RNA, 1038 nt
Organism: Fusarium redolens
Lineage: Eukaryota; Fungi; Ascomycota; Sordariomycetes; Hypocreales; Nectriaceae
Exons: 3
Coding region: 117-986 (289 amino acids)
Source: RefSeq, a predicted model, not a curated record